Condylura cristata (star-nosed mole) is the source of this 1074-nucleotide messenger RNA. RefSeq names its product peripherin 2 (retinal degeneration, slow) (gene PRPH2). The transcript is spliced from 3 exons. Gene Ontology annotation, cellular component: membrane. The record is from RefSeq and is a predicted model, not a curated record. The coding region runs from base 6 to 1046 and encodes 346 amino acids. Gene Ontology annotation, biological process: visual perception. Lineage: Eukaryota; Metazoa; Chordata; Mammalia; Eulipotyphla; Talpidae.
CAAUCAUGGCGCUGCUGAAAGUCAAAUUUGACCAGAGGAAGCGGGUCAAGUUGGCCCAAGGGCUCUGGCUCAUGAACUGGCUCUCCGUGUUGGCUGGCAUCUUCAUUUUCAGCUUGGGGCUGUUCCUGAAAAUAGAACUUCGGAAGAGGAGCGAUGUGAUGGACAAUUCAGAGAGUCAUUUUGUGCCCAAUUCCUUGAUAGGAAUAGGGGUGCUGGCCUUUGUCUUUAACUCUCUGGCUGGCAAGAUCUGCUACGAUGCCCUGGACCCUGCUAAGUAUGCCAAGUGGAAGCCCUGGCUGAAGCCAUACCUGUCCUUUUGUGUCUUCUUCAACUUCGCUCUGUUCCUGGUGGCCCUCUGCUGCUUUCUAAUGCGGGACUCCCUGGAGAGCACCCUGGCUCUCGGGCUCAGGAAUAGCAUGAAGUACUACCGGGACACAGACACCCCUGGGAAGUGCUUCAUGAAGAAGACCAUGGAUUUGCUGCAGAUGGAGUUCAAAUGCUGCGGCAAUAACGGCUUUCGGGACUGGUUUGAGGUUCAGUGGAUCAGCAACCGCUACCUGGACUUUUCCUCCAAGGAAGUCAAAGAUCGCAUCAAGAGCAAUGUGGAUGGGCGGUACCUGGUAGAUGGUGUCCCCUUCAGCUGCUGCAACCCCAGCUCACCACGGCCCUGCAUCCAGUACCAGCUCACAAACAACUCAGCGCACUACAGCUACGACCACCAGUCAGAGGAGCUCAACCUGUGGGUGGUCGGCUGCAGGGCCGCACUGCUCAGCUACUACAGCAGCCUCAUGAACUUCAUGGGUGCUGUCACGCUCCUCAUCUGGCUCUUUGAGGUGACCAUCACGAUCGGGCUGCGCUACCUGCACACGGCGCUGGAAGGUCUGUCUGACCCCGAAGACCCAGAAUGUGAGAGUGAGGGCUGGCUGCUGGAGAAGAGUGUGCUGGAGACCUGGAAGGCCUUCCUGGAGAGCUUGAAAAAGCUGGGCAAGGCUAACCAGGUGGAAGCCGAGGGCGCAGAUGCAGGCCAGAUCCCAGAGGCUGGUUGACGGCCCCUUCCCUCCUGGACACAGAGAA